AUGAGUCAACAAUCGCAAACCGGGCUAGGGAACUCGUUCCGAGGGGGCUACAAUGGUGAACCAGAAGGUGCUACGAUCUAUUCGGCAUCAUAUUCGGGUGUGGAUGUUUACGAGAUGGAAGUCAACAAUGUCGCCGUAAUGCGCCGUCGCAACGACUCAUGGCUUAAUGCCACCCAGAUCCUUAAAGUCGCCGGGGUUGACAAAGGAAAGCGCACUAAGAUUCUCGAGAAAGAAAUCCAGACUGGCGAGCACGAGAAGGUUCAGGGCGGAUAUGGAAAAUAUCAGGGUACUUGGAUAAAGUUCGAUCGUGGUCUGCAGGUCUGCCGCCAAUACGGUGUUGAGGAGCUUCUACGACCACUCCUGACUUACGACAUGGGUCAAGACGGAGGUGUUGCCGGCCGAGGUGAUUUUAAUACACCAACAAAAGAACAAGCAAUGGCUGCGCAAAGGAAACGAUUAUAUAACCAGAGUGCAGAUGGUCGGCCCAAUGGUAUCUCGGGGACAUUCUUCAAGAACAUUUCUACGACCGCCUCUCAUGCCGUUGCAGCAAUCAGCAAAGCUCGCUUCGAUUCGCCCGGCCCCAGGAGUCGCAAUGGUCCUUCACGAACAGCGUCCUUCAGCCGCCAAGCGUCAAUGCAAAAUGGGGACGAUUUCCCUGCCAACUCCCAGCAAAGUUUCGCCUCCGAUUACGGGCAGCAGGUUGACUCCGCGUACUCGACACAACAAGUUAAUAACUCAGUUCAGAUGACAGAGCCAGAGCCUCCUCGAAAACGCCAACGGGUGACGAUGACGCCGGCCGAAAGCUUCAAUGGGUAUGGGCAAAAUAUGGAUAUGUAUGCUGCGACGUACCCCGGAUCGCCCACCGAACCCAAUGAGUCGUUCAUGUACACUCAGAGUGCCAUCCAUGAUCGAUCGCCGGUGGAGGAGGGCAAUGGACCCCUUCCACCCCUCCCUUACGAGAUGUCUCCAGAUAUCGAGAUCAAACGUAACAUGUUGAUGGGUUUAUUUCUGGAAACUCCGGGCACUGACCCCACAAAUCACGAUAUGCUUCGGGAGUUUACACCGUUGGAAUUGGACAUGCCGAUUGACUUACAGAGCCACACAGCGCUCCACUGGGCCGCAACCCUUGCUAGGAUGCCUCUUUUGCGUGCUCUCAUUGCAGCUGGCGCAUCCCCAUCUCGCGUAAAUGCAUCUGGCGAAACGGCGUUGAUGCGAGCCUGCUUAGUCACGAACUCUCAAGAUCACAACUCGUUUCCUGAUCUUCUGGAAGUUCUUGGUGCCACGAUAGAGGCGCGCGAUCACAAAGGACGAACAGUUCUUCACCAUAUCGCUGUUACCAGUGCAGUAAAGGGACGCCAUGCAGCAAGCCGAUAUUACCUUGAAAGUCUGUUGGAAUGGGUGGUCAGGCAAGGCAGCGCACCUAACAGCCAGAAUACUCAAACGAACGGAAAUGCUCCCAGCAAUUCGCAAGCAGUCAACCCCAAAAUGGGCAUUGCGCGCUUCAUGAGCGAAAUAGUUAACGCCCAAGACAGCGUAGGGGACACAGCACUGAACAUCGCCUCCCGGAUUGGUAACAGAAGUAUCAUUUCUCAGUUGCUGGAGGUUGGCGCGGAUCCCAAUAUCGCAAACCGUGUUGGCUUACGACCUCUUGACUUUGGUAUCGGGAGCGAGAAUGCAGAGGAUAAGACCAACGGUGAAGCCAAUAUUGAGAAGAACGGUGCUGCGGGUGCAAACCAGCGUAGCCGAGAGAGCAGUGAUGAAAUAGUUGCUUCCAUAUCUCACCUUCUAUCAGAAACUGGCUCAACGUUCCAGGCUGAGAUGAAGGCCAAGCAAGCGUCUCUUGAUACCCUUCACAGCACUCUACGCACUACAUCCACACAACUCGGCGAGGCCAGGCGAAGUCUCGAGCACCUGAGCGCUACUCUUAAGAAGCAGCAGUUAGCCCGGCAAAAGGUCUCCAACUUGUCAUACGCUCGUGAAGCCGAGCAAGUACGCCUGAUGCAGGAGCAAUCCAGAGCCUCACAGCCUAACCCUUCGUCAUCAUGGGAAACCGAGUUGUCGGCUAUGCUCGAGGCUGCUGACGAUACCUCAGAUGGGGAGUUUGGCGGCGAAGGUCUCCUUCCUUCGGCAGCCAUCUUGGAAGCUCGCAUUCGUGCCGUAAAGAAGCGCUGCGAGUCAACCCGAAAGAUGGUGUCAGCUCUCAAAGGACGAAGCCGUGAUACCGAAGUCAAAUACCGUCGUGUGGUGGCACUCUGCACUGGUGUUCAAGAGGACGAGGUUGAUGCUGUCAUCGACGGCCUACUCAAGGCUGUGGAGAGCGAACAAGAGGAGCUUGAGAUUAACCGUGUCAGGCGCUUUCUUGGGGGAGUAGAAGGCGUGCACUGA
Fusarium coffeatum is the source of this 2385-nucleotide messenger RNA. RefSeq lists its product as uncharacterized. Bases 1 to 2385 code for a protein of 794 amino acids. Gene Ontology annotation, cellular component: MBF transcription complex; SBF transcription complex. The record is from RefSeq and is a predicted model, not a curated record. Gene Ontology annotation, molecular function: protein binding; DNA binding; transcription coactivator activity. The transcript has 3 exons. NCBI's taxonomy places the organism in Eukaryota, Fungi, Ascomycota, Sordariomycetes, Hypocreales, Nectriaceae.